UACAGGCGAACGCGGAUCACGCGCAACCGCGACAUCACAAUACACCUCUAUAAUAUGGAUGUUAAUUAAAAAAUAAAAAAUUAAGAAAUAUCAAAUUUUCAUGCUUAAAAUUUUGGUAAAGUGAUGUGAUUAGUUUGUGAAAAUUAAAGUGAUUAAAGAUACCAAUAAUGGCGAUCGAUGAAAAAAAGAUAGAAACCAACGUUAAGACUAUCGACAAAAUGGUUUUAAACAACACUAAUGAGUACAUCAGAAAUAGCAUAAGGAAAAGUAAAAAGGAAAAAUCAAAUGUAGAUACAAAAAAAGAAAAAGAUGUUGGAGAUAAUUGGGACGAUUUAAAUUUCAUACAAAAGGCGAGGCAUAUGUUCUCAUUGAUUACGGUGGAGCCAAUUUUAGCGUGCUAUGUGAUGCCAUCUGUACUAUCGGCAUUAGCUACACAGAAUUUAUAUUUAGAAAAAGCUUGUCGUGUCAAUUUAGCUUUCGAACAUCACAUAUGUGAUGCACUAACUAAAAGAGAGACAGAGAACUAUACAAUGGAAGAAGAAGCAGUACAAACUCUGGUAGCGUCAGUUGCAGGAUGGAAAACUGUAUUACAGUCAUUCUUACCUUGUGGCAUAUUAAUAUUUCUCGGAGCCUAUAGUGACAGAGUUGGGCAAAGAAAAUUCUGCAUGCUUAUACCAAUUGUUGGAGAAUUCUUAACAAGCAUAGGCCUUAUAGUUAAUACGUAUUUCUUCUACCAAUUACCUGUAGAAGUGGCUGCUGUAACUGAGGCUAUUUUCCCAGCACUGACCGGUGGUUGGUUUACAAUGUUCAUGGGAAUCUUUAGUUACAUAGCUGAUGUUACCACGGAGGAACAAAGGACAUUGAGAAUCGGAAUCGUAAAUCUAUUUUAUUCAUUGGGUGUGCCUGUGGGUGCAGCGCUUAGUGGAAUUUUAGUUCGGAAAAUUGGAUUAUACGGCGUGUUCUCUUUAAGCGCAACGCUGUAUAUUUUGAGCUUCUUUUAUGGAUUCUUUAGGAUAAAAGAAGUCAAGAGGGAUGACUUGAACAUUAAGCCGACAAACAACUGCUGCGAAUGGCUUAGAGAUUUCUUUGACAUACGUUAUGUGAAGGACACGUUAAUGGUGGCUUUCAAACGAGGCCCCAACAACCGCAGGCUGAGAGUGAUUAUGUUGGUAGUCGUGCUGUGUGUCGUCAUUGGACCUAUUUAUGGCGAGAUGUCGGUUAUGUAUCUAUUCACUAGAUACCGUUUUAACUGGAACGAAGUUGAUUUUAGUAUGUUUUCAACUUACGCCAUGUGUACUUCACUAGUCGGAACGCUGUUCUCCGUUGGAGUUUUCAGUCACAUACUAAAGUUUGACGAUGCCAUCAUUGGUGUAAUUUCAUGCACGAGUAAAAUUUUAUCAGGCUUUAUGUACGCCUUCGCGACGAAGACUUGGCACAUAUACAUAGCUCCUUUGAUCGAAAUAUUUAACGGGACAUCAUUUAUUGCAAUGAGAUCGAUGGUAUCAAAAUUAGUGGACAAAGAUGAAUUGGGUAAAGUGAAUUCGUUUUUUGGUGUGGCAGAAGCAAUGAUGCCGCUAGUAUAUGCCCCAAUGUAUACGACAGUGUACACUGCUACAAUAAAGACGUUCCCCGGAGCAUUCUUCCUACUUGGAGGAGGACUUACUGUGCCAGCUGUUGUUAUAUUUUUGUGGUUGUAUUUGGCGAAUAAAAAACAUGAAGCAAAUACGAAUACGAACGAUAAAGAAGGUGAAAUGAAAUCCGAAACCAAAACAGAGAAAAGCGGCAUUGAAAAUAAAGCGUUCGAUACUAACGAGGACUUUAAAAAUAAAAACCAAACAAAAACUGAUACAAGUGACAUUUCUAAUAAUGACGUCACUCAAUCGCAAAUAGAGAUGGGCUUAACUCAAAGUAUGAUGUGCAACCGUACCAAUAAUCUUUGAACAGGGACAUCACUAACAGAUUAAAAAAAAAACAUUUUCCUUUUAAAGAAAAAUAGCACAUGACUAAAACAUUUAUUGCUAUUUUAAUUUAAGAGGAAUAAGGUUAGUUACAGUUGAAUACUGAACCAAUUGUAGGCGUCGCACGAAGACCAUUGUUUAAGUUAGUUUCGUUCCAGUAUUCGGCCGUUGUGAUACUAAUAAGGAUUUAGAAUAUUAUCCUGUGAUAUUUGUUACCUAUAUCUUAGAUUUAAUCAUAUUUUAAAUAUUUAAUGAUAAUAAAACUAUAUUUUUAUGCACAGGUAAUUUAAUUAUAGGUUAACUCUAGAAAAAAAUGUAUAUAGAAAUAGGACAUUAAAGUGAGAAUAAAUCCUUUUUCCAUCAGUUAACUACAAUGACGUACUUAAUUGUUUCAUGUUUACUAUAAAAACACCUUGUGCAAUGUCCAGUAUCUGCUUUUAAUUUUUUUUUAUUGAAUACUUAUAAAAAAAAUCCGUUAAAGAUAAUUUGUAUAAUAAUUUAAAUUAUUAUUUAAUCCACUUUGAACUAACAAUCCAUAAAACUUUGUAAU
Molecule: messenger RNA, 2508 nt
Organism: Papilio polytes (common Mormon)
Lineage: Eukaryota; Metazoa; Arthropoda; Insecta; Lepidoptera; Papilionidae
Product: solute carrier family 46 member 3-like
Exons: 8
Coding region: 168-1940 (590 amino acids)
Biological process (GO): transmembrane transport
Cellular component (GO): membrane
Molecular function (GO): transmembrane transporter activity
Source: RefSeq, a predicted model, not a curated record